Messenger RNA from Ogataea angusta, 669 nucleotides. RefSeq lists its product as uncharacterized. Gene Ontology annotation, cellular component: nuclear exosome (RNase complex); nucleolus; cytoplasmic exosome (RNase complex). Gene Ontology annotation, biological process: rRNA catabolic process; nuclear mRNA surveillance; U4 snRNA 3'-end processing. The coding region runs from base 1 to 669 and encodes 222 amino acids. NCBI's taxonomy places the organism in Eukaryota, Fungi, Ascomycota, Pichiomycetes, Pichiales, Pichiaceae. The record is from RefSeq and is a predicted model, not a curated record. The transcript has a single exon.
AUGUCCAUUAUAGUCGACAACGACCCGCUCGAUCAGGUAGAUGGAUCCGCAUCGUUUGAGUUUGGAGCCACAAAAGUGAUGAGUUCCGUUACAGGACCCAUAGAGUCUGCAAGACCAAGAAAUGAGCUCCCAACUAAGGCAUAUUUGGACAUAAAUAUCAGACCGUCUUCCGGAGUACCAUCUACAAGGGAAACACUAUUAGAACACAAAUUGGGCCAGCUUCUUCCCGCCGUGAUAAACUUGGACCAAUACCCGCGCCAAACUAUUCAGAUUGCCGUUCAAGUUUUGAAAAACGGUGAACCGAAAGAUUAUACAGCAAGACAACUCGUUGCAAUAAUAAACUCUGUUUUCGUCGCUCUCAUCAACAGUGGAAUCUCGCUCAAAUCAUCAUUCAUGGCUACAUGUUGUAGUAUCAACACAAAGGGGGAGAUCAAGACCUCUCCAACGUCAUCAGACUUGGCCAACUCUGUUUCUCACUUUGUCGUCGUUUACUCCAUCAAAGAUCAGCAAGUUGACAACCUUUUGUUUUGCGACGGAUUGGGCACCUUCAAACAGAAGCAGCUUUUCGACGUUUUGGACCAUGCCGCAUCUGAAAUACACCUGAGUUUCCAGCAUAUCAGGCAGGUGAUCUCGAGUCACGUGUCGCACAAUUAUAUAUGGAAAGCCUAA